AUGGGGAGUGGAGGUACUCCUAUUAAAUUUGGUCCAGAGUGGCUUAGAAACUUGGGUGAAGGAACAAACCAGGGUACAUCUCCCAGACAAAACAAUCAGAAUAAUCCUGGUGUAUCAGAAUCACCUCAGGGGACUAAUAGCAGAGGACUAAAUAAUCUACAAUCAACUCGAACACCUAGCCGAGAUACUAUUGUUGGUACGUCACCAGGUUCCACAACACAAUUGUCAACAGGCUCACAAAAUUAUCGGCAGAAUAAUGUGUCUAGAAUUCACCUAGCUAAUCUCAGAUAUGGAAGAGAGGAAAUGUUAGCACUUUAUGAUAGAAUGGUUGCGGCACCAGAACAAUUAAAGCAAUUUGAAUUAUUGUAUAAAUCAAGGGGAAAUCCACCAUGCGCUUUAAACAUUUUUAAAGAUGGUCAAAAUGUUCCUGUUGAAGGCGCUACUGGUGGUCAAAUUGGUGGGACUGGCCCAACAAGUUACACUGGACGUGGUCGUGGGAAUGGGGUAGGGACGGUAUAUCCUAAGAAACCAACAACAGUGAGACCAAAUGCCACUAAUCAAGGAAGGGAUUGGAAUAAGGUAAGAACAGAUCCUGCACAGGGUGCCUCUGUGCCUCCAAACGAAGAGGUCAGGAGGUCUUGGAAUACAAGUAGUGCACCUAGAGCAACUAGACAAGCAACAACAGAACAAUCUGGUUGGGCAUCAACCAAAUUGUUCAGAAACAGGCGACCAAUACGAAGUACUAAUUGGAGACAAUCAGGCAGGGAGGAAGGGGAUGAAUGGCGGUCCCAAGAGCAGACCUCUAGAUUUCCCAAUCCUGAGCGGGAAUGGCCGGAAAGGCCGUCACAGGAAACACGUCAGUCUUGGAAUUCUAAUCGUCGUCCCUGGAACGCAGCUCCAAAUGACGAAAUACCAGAGUGGGCCAAUGAUAAUGCAGACGCGGGUGCGGGCACUUUCGAUUCGUCCGGAGCAUUUCAUGGAUGCAGUGAUGAACCUCGGCCACCAGAACAGACUUUCUCUGUAACGCGAAACCAAGAAGAGGCGGCUGAACAGUGGUGGUCAUCAGAAAAAGCUAAAAAGCUCUCUCCUAAACGAUUAACCUCAGAGAGGACACAGGGACAAGCCUCUACAUCUGACGACGCAAGCACUGAAACUGCUCCAACCAAUGAAAAUGAGUCGGAAGUUACAAUGACCGAGGGUGUACCUGACAAUGAUGUCAAAACUAAAAAUUAUGAUGCUACAAUGCGUCCAGAUAUCGAUGGCGGCAACGAAAGUAACAAUCUUAGUAAUUUCCAAUCCGUCAUGAUUUCUCAAAACAACACUCUGCGUCAAAAGCACCAGAAUAUUGUGACCUCAACUUGUUCUUCUUCUACAACUCCACUGUGCAGCUCAUAUGCUAUUUUUACCGAAAAUAGCGUUCGAGAAGCUGAGCAGCCAAAUAAUGUGCAACAAGAAAAAUUAUUUGAGGAGCUCUCAGAUGAUAACAAUAUGCCUGUUAGAAAUAAUGCAAUACCAAACAAGCCUUGUGGGCCUCCUGUUGACAUGUCUGUAUUACCACCGGGGCAACCAGGACAGCAUGGAGGCCUAGUUAAUACGCUAAUGCAAAUAGGACCUUCCACAACUGGUCUAGAAGUCCACAAUGCGCCAAGCACUACACAUAUACCAAGCACAGGGCAAAAUAGUAUUGCAUCCCUAGGAUUACAAAAUUCAGCAUCAGGGACUACUUUAAAUAUACAGAAAAAUGAAAUGAUGAUGCCGCCCCUCCAUGGAUUACCACAAAUGAUGUCAAACACUGCAUUUAACCCAGGAAUGAAUAUGGCUAUGCCUAUGCCUAUGCCUACUAUGCAACACCAUUCAAAUAUGAUGGAUGCAUUUCAACAAAGUGUUCGUCCACAUGAUAUGACACAAUCCAAUGCUUCUGUGCCGUAUAUAGGACAGAAUAAUAAUGUGGCAAUGGGUAACAAUCUUCCACCAAAUCCUGCACUGGGAAUCUGCAUGUUCCCGCCUCAAGGAAUUCCAAGGCAUGCUGCCCAACCACCUCCACUAAAUUCAGUUUACGUUGGACCGUCAGUUAUAAGUAAUGCUCAAAACUUUUUAGCCGAUUUGUGGUAUUACGAGGACCCAGAGAAAAAAAUACAAGGACCAUUUACAUCUCAAGAAAUGUGGAACUGGUACGUAGCUGGAUAUUUCCAGCCUUCCCUGAUUGUACGCAGAGCUUUUGAGAAUACGAUGCGCCCUCUAGCUGAUUAUGGACCGAUGCCAUUCUUCAAAGGGGGAAUGAACUCACAUGUUAAUUGCCCACGCGCGCCCGACGGAAUUAUUCCACAAGCCGGUUUUGGAUUAGGCGAGACGUCUCGUGUAUGGAGCCCGGCUCCACAUAAUCAAAAUGCAAUUUGGACGGAACCAAUGUUGUAUCCUGAAUCAAAUGUCAAUAACCUUCCGAGGCACUUCUGGGACGUCGAGCCGCCUGCAAUGCCUUCUAAAACUAUUAUACUGCCUAAGGACAUGAAAACGGAAGAUGAGAUUUUAGCACAAAUUUUAAGUUCUCAAAAUAUACAAUUACCUGGGGUACCUGCCUCCGAAAAUAUGACUCCUCUAAACAAUGUACAUACAAUGAAUGCCAACGGCGGUUUCCCUAAACCACCCGUUGUUCCUGAUCUCUCACAGUUACCAGCUAUUCAACCAGAAAUGAUUCCUCGAUAUUCGCCGACUACAGUUGAGUCAAAACCAGAAAGAAAAGAAUCAGAGUUAUUGCAGCCUACAGUGAAUCCAGUACCAGUAGAACCCGAUGCCGAGAGUGCUAAAGUACCUCCUUCGAAAGGAGAAGUUAAGAUUUUAAAGCCUAAUAAAAACGAAACGGAUAAGAGUAAAAACAAAGACGCUUAUAGUACAAAAACGAAAGCUAAAAAACCAAAAGAGGAAAUCAAGGAGAUAAAUGCUACAGUUACUACUGAUGAAGUGGCAUCGAAGUCACAGGGAAAAAGAUCUGUUGAGUCAUCACCUUCGAAGUCAAGUAAGGAUGUAAAAGUUCUUAACAAGAAAGAGCUGGAAAAAGAAAAAAAGGAAUUAUUGAAGGAUGGUUUUACAAUUGUGAAAGGGGCUGAAAAAAAUAAUAACAAGGAGAUCAAAAAAAAGGUGGAAGAGGCCAAAGCUGUCGAAGAAGCUGCUCGUAAAAAAAAAGAAGAAGAAGCCGUGGUAGCAGCGGACGAAACCAGAAGGAUUGUUUUAGCGACAGCCAUCAAAAAGCAAGUAGAUCAGCAACAGCAGAAGCAAGUAGCAGACUCUGUCGCUAAGAAAGCUCCCUGGUCAGCAGUGGCCACUCAAGCAGCUGCUACAAGCAAAAGUGGAUUGACGUUAGCUGUAAUUCAAAGGCUCGAGCGGGAAAAAAAAUUGGAACAAAUAAAGGAACAACAGCAGAUGAUGCAGAUUAUUGCUCAGCAGCAGGCCGCAACAUUGGCCAGAGAACAGGAAGUGCAAGCCGGUCUUGGUUGGGCUACAAAGAAAAAUCCAAAUGCUACUUCACCAAACUUAGCUGAAAUUCAGUCAAAAACGAGGCGGCAGGCAGCAUCUUCGACGGCUACAUCGGAGGUUUUAGAGGAGAUCUCACAAUCAUCCCCUGUUGCGCCGAACCAUGUGCCUUGGGGAAGUGGCUCAAAUGGUGGUUUUUGGGAUUCCCCAAGUCAACGAAUUAAAUCAGAUCCAGAGAAAAGUGAAUCUAAACCAGUUGAGACUACAAUUAAAUCUAAAUCACCAGUACGGGCAGAGCCUUUAAAGAAGAAAACGCCCGCUAUGGAGUUUGAUGCUUGGUGUACCCAGGCCUUAGGCUUAUGGAGUUCCAACAUUGAUGUGCCGACUUUCAUGGUUUUCCUCAAAGACAUAGAGUCGCCUUACGAAGUUAAGGAUUACGUCAAAUACUAUCUUGGCGAAUCCAGAGAGUCGAUCGACUUUUCUAGGCAAUUCCUUGAACGAAGGUCGAAAUUGCUGCGGGUCGGUAUGGUGACGCCAUCGGACGAUCUCUGUUCGCCAGCGCUUGCCAUCAAUCCUCGCAAUAAUUCAAUCUCCGACUAUCAAGAGGUUAAAGGUAAGGGUAAGAAAACAAAGAAGAACAAAAUGAUGAAAGUGGACGCUCGCAUACUGGGUUUCUCAGUUACGGCAUCCGAGGACCGCAUAAAUGUAGGCGAUAUUGAUACUGCAUGA
This is a messenger RNA of Pieris macdunnoughi, 4197 nucleotides long. The record is from the annotation of a GenBank genome assembly. Lineage: Eukaryota; Metazoa; Arthropoda; Insecta; Lepidoptera; Pieridae.